AAACAAAUGGGGUUCCUAGGCUUUUUUCAUUUGUUCUUCUCAAAAAGUUCUAUUGUUUUCUGCUUUCACCAUUACUCAUAUUUUUUUAUUUUCUAAGACAGAUUUUCACUAUGAAACCCUAGCUAGACUGGAAUUGGUGAUAUGGCUCAGACCAUACCUGUCUGGCUUUCUUUUCCCUUUUUUUCUUUCUUGUUUUUUCGUAACAGGGUCACACCAUGUAGCCCUGGCUGUCCGGAACUUGCUCUGUAGACCAGGCUGGCCUCGAACUCACAAAGAGCCGCCUAUCUCAGCCUCCCAAGUGCUGGGAUUAGAGGCACUUGCUACCACCACCCGGCUUGAUAUUUUGUUUUGUUUUUUGAGACAAGGACUUAUGUUACCCUGGCUAGCUUCAAGUUGAAAAGGGAGUAGCCCCUUUCCUCAGCUGCCGCCAAGGUGCUCGGUCCUUCUGAGGAAGCUAAGGCUGCAUUGUGGUGAGGCCCUCACUUCAUCCAGCGACUAGCUCCGUGCGGGCAGUCCACAACAUGGCUUCUGUCUCCGAGCUCACCUGCAUCUACUCCGACCUUAUCUUGCACGAUGAGGUGAUGGUCACAGAGGAUAAGAUCAAUGCCCUGAUUAAAGCAGCUGGUGUCAAUGUUGAACUUUUCUGGCCUGGCUUGUUUGCAAAGGCUCUGGCCAAUGUCAACAUUGGGAGCCUCAUCUGCAAUGUAGGGGCUGGUGGGCCAGCUCCAGCAGCUGGAGCUGCGCCUGCUGGUGGUCCUGCUCCAUCCACCGUUGCUGCCCCAGCUGAGGAGAAGAAAGUAGAAGCAAAGAAGGAAGAAUCUGAGGAGUCCGAGGAUGACACGAGCUUUGGUCUUUUUGACUAAACUGCUUUUGUUAACAUGUCCAAUAAAGAGCUGAACCUGGGGGGUGG
Messenger RNA from Rattus norvegicus (Norway rat), 910 nucleotides. Lineage: Eukaryota; Metazoa; Chordata; Mammalia; Rodentia; Muridae. The record is from RefSeq and is a predicted model, not a curated record.